AUGUUCCGCUACUGGAGACUCGCCGCACUACGAUAUGUUUUUUUGUCGCUGGAGAAAGCCAAACCCGAGCUGCGCGCCAUGGGACCUGUGCUAGGUCUUGGUGCAAUAAGUGUAUGGAUCAAGAACUCUCUCAUAUUCCGUCCAGGAGAGCAGCGCUGGGACAAAGCAAUUGUGCCGCCGGCGGCCUACUGGGAUGCCGAAGACGAAGAAAAUCUGGCCGAAGACGAUGAGGUGGAGAACUUGGUGGCCGAGGGUCGGAUGGGACCGGCAAUUGAGGAGCGUGGACUAUAUUUUGUGUCGGCAGUGGAGUACGACUACGGCAUCUACAGCCUUCCCCCGGCACGCGGACUCGACGCCAGGACCUACGCAAUGAUCUACAAUUGCAACAGCUUCACUGAGCUCGAGCUGCUAUUCAUGGCGAGUGCAGUAAAGAAGGCAAGAAAAGAGCCGACUGCUCUUCCUCGACGCACGAAACUACGACGACGUAUACCACCACGAGCACGCUCUCCGGACCGAGACAUUGACUUCGGGCUGGGAGAGGCAGGUGUCAGAGUUCGCCACCUUCCCGGCGUGGUAGGAGCUGUCGACGUGCUUGAUGGAGGGCUCGACGGAGAGGUCAACGCCAUCUGGCAGGACUUCCUCCGUGACAUAGCUGCUGUCAUUCCGUGCUCCGCAAAGAGGGGGUGCUAUAGCACGCUGACUAUCGACGAGCGACGAGACGCAACAGAGGAGUUGUACAAGUCCUCGUCUCUCCCGCUCACAUGCGCAUAUGUCAAGAUCGCAAGCGCCGACACGUGGGACCGCUUGUUCUUCAACCGGUUCUUUCCUAAUACUGCCCAGCAAAAAGCACGUCCCGUAAAAACACAGCAUUUCGGGUCCUGCCACUACUGGCUGCGGUGGCUGGUGUUAACCAAAAAGGUCGCUGCGGAAGGAGAUCAAGAUACUAUACGCGAACCGUUGCUUACUGAGUUUCAGAAGCUCUGCUGGCUGCCUUGGUCGUCAAGCGAUCGAAUUUGGGACACCGACAAGCACGCAAAGGGACAGUGCGUCACGCUGCCCCGUAACCACAUAGGCCCGGCACCCAAAGUAGCGAUAAACGAACGUCUUAUAAUUCCGCUGGAGAGGGUGACUUUGAGGUAA
Molecule: messenger RNA, 1140 nt
Organism: Phanerochaete carnosa HHB-10118-sp
Lineage: Eukaryota; Fungi; Basidiomycota; Agaricomycetes; Polyporales; Phanerochaetaceae
Exons: 1
Coding region: 1-1140 (379 amino acids)
Source: RefSeq, a predicted model, not a curated record